This is a messenger RNA of Entrophospora sp. SA101, 486 nucleotides long. Lineage: Eukaryota; Fungi; Glomeromycota; Glomeromycetes; Entrophosporales; Entrophosporaceae. The record is from the annotation of a GenBank genome assembly.
AUGCAUGCUUAUUAUUACGAUGACAACGAUGGUUCAGACCCAAAAGAACCUCAUGAAAAAAAUCCACUUACCAUUGUUACCCCUGAAGAACUUGCACAUGUUGGUGUUUCAUACUUACAUAUAGAAGGAGAGGAUUUUCUUGAUAAAAUUGAAAAAAUAUCUGAGGAAAGACGUUAUAAAAAUCUCUCGAAAGAAGCAUUAGGUGAUAUGUAUGAUAAUAAAAUGAAAAUUUUUUUUGAAGAACAUCUUCAUGAAGAUGAAGAAAUUCGUUAUGUUCUUGAUGGUUCUGGGUAUUUUGAUGUUCGAGAUUUGCAAGACAAAUGGAUUCGUAUUGCAGUCACUAAAGGAGAUUUGAUUAUUUUGCCUGCAGGAAUUUAUCAUCGUUUUACAACUGACACCAACGAUUACAUAAAGGCUAUGCGUUUAUUUAAAGAGGAACCAAAAUGGACACCAAUUAAUCGUAAGUUAUUUCAUUCAUUUUCAUAA